Messenger RNA from Phyllotreta striolata, 754 nucleotides. The record is from the annotation of a GenBank genome assembly. Lineage: Eukaryota; Metazoa; Arthropoda; Insecta; Coleoptera; Chrysomelidae.
UAACAACACAAAUAUACUCGUUACAAUCACCAAAAAUGAAGCAUCUCCCAGUCGCAGUUCUUUUUUGCGCUAUAUUUCAAUUAAAUCCGACCCUCGCGGUGUCCCCACCGGGCCCCACCGACGUCCUGCCCUUCGAAGACGACGCCCGCAGCGCCCGAGAAAAAUGCCAGGGCUCCAAAAUGACCCGAUUGGAGCCCGAAAUCGAACGAAAACUGUUCGGUCACGAGCACCUCGAGCCCCACCAGAUCGAGUACCACGCCCUGUGUUUGUGCAUCGAGAUGGGCCUGAUGAAAAUCACCGGGGAAGUUUCCCAGGAAAACGUCAAAAGUCACCUGGCUCGCGUCAUUAGAGACGAGGCCGCUCUCCAGAGACAGUUAGAAAGAUGCAUAGAAGCCGGACCGACGGCUUUGCAGACUUCCAUGCACUUAUUUUUCUGUCUGCACGACGCCAUGAUGACACACCACGAUUUAUAUUCUCAAAAUGGGAUACCUCUAUUCGGACCAAAAGCCCUCGACUACGGCUCGCCUCUAAAUACUGCCGCUACCCAACCUAAUCCCAAUACAAUUAUUACCAAUGAUACUUCGAAGUCUACUGCAGCUUCUAAUUCUGCUGCAGGUUCUAAUUCUACUGUAGAUUCUGAUUCUACUGCAGGUUCUAACUCUACUGCAGCUUCGAAAUGAAAUAAAACGAACAAUUUAUUGUAUUAUUUCUUGUUGAUCAAUAAAUUUUAACUCUACUGCAGGUUCGAAAUGAA